This is a messenger RNA of Ylistrum balloti, 588 nucleotides long. RefSeq lists its product as uncharacterized. The record is from RefSeq and is a predicted model, not a curated record. Lineage: Eukaryota; Metazoa; Mollusca; Bivalvia; Pectinida; Pectinidae. The coding region runs from base 1 to 588 and encodes 195 amino acids. The transcript has a single exon.
AUGGCCGUUAUGCAGAGAGAAAAAGUAGAGCUACGGGAUGUUGGAGAGACAGUGAGUAUUCCUGACCACCCCGUGGGUAAGGCCAUGUAUUAUCUGAAAUGCAUUUGCAAUGUCUUGGACCUUACUAAAGGAAAUAGCAAACUCCAAAAAUUCACAGACUUCGGAAAUUAUCGUCUGUUGACAGAUGACGAUAUUGAUGAACUAACUGUGCUGUUGUUAUCCCUUGAUCAUAAGAAUCUUAUCGGCAAAUGUUUGAUUCCUAACGAAGAAGCGUGCGGAGAUUCCAGCAACAAGUUUAUUGAGCUUGAGUCUGUGAGAGAAAAUAUGGUUAUUGUUGAUGAUAUUCUCAUUGCUGGGCAACAGCGGCAGGUGAAUAGACUCAUGUUCUUUAAAAUUGUGUGGCUUCAAACAUAUUGUCUCACCCCCUUGGAAUUUUUGAGCGAACGUUUGGAUCGACGGAGAGCAGAACUCGCUCGAAGAAAUGCGACACGGGCACUUCCUUACCCGACACCAACCUAUAGAUCACAGGCUAGUGUCCAAUCUUAUCCCAUCAGCCACAGGACAUCCAUUUGCUGUACCAUACUUUAA